UUUUUUUCUUCACGUUGGUAGGUAGCAGCUUCACUGGUUUCACCCUCCUCAUUACCUACUGCACUGGGCCUCCAACGAGCAGCUGUGGAGCAGUGCUGGCUGCUGUGCCUCAUCCUGGCAGCACGAGCCAUGCCAGCUCACAACAGGAAACUUUAUUAAACAACAGGAAGACCCUGCUCGAGCGUGGCCUUACAAAACACCUCACCCGCCCCUCCCCUUGUUCUCGCAGCACUCUGGGGCUGGCAGAUGGGGCUCUGACUCCCACCUCCGCACUGGACUCAGCACUGCCUCCAGCCCUCAAACAGAGGCUUAGCUCUGCUCCAAACCUCACCUGAGCCCUCAGAGCUCAGAAUACGGACGGCCCAGGGCCGAGCUGGAUGCUGAAUCGCUCCUUCUCCCUUUCUGCUCAAUAUCCCGAGCUCAGAAUGGACCUCCUCGACAGGAAGGGCUCCUGCUUGCAGCUGGCUGCCAUGCGGAAUGUGAACAUCAUCCUGCAGCACUACAACUUCUCCGGCAAGCUGACCAACCGGCACUCCCGGGAUGAGGGCAUGGGCCUCGUCCGCACCAUCUUCGUCAUCAUCAGCUGUGCCAUCAUCCUGGAGAACCUGCUGGUGCUGCUGGCCGUGCUGCGCUGCCUGCGGGCACGCCGCUGGGUCUACUCCUGCAUCGCCAGCAUCACCGUCAGCGACCUGCUGGCCGGCAUCGCCUACCUCUCCAACCUCUGCCUCUCAGGCAAGAAGACCUUCCAGCUGUCCCCUCAGCUCUGGUUCCUGCGGGAGGGCAUCCUCUUCAUCGCUCUGGCUGCCUCCACCUUCAGCUUGCUGGUGACGGCCAUCGAGAGGUACAGCGCCAUGGUGCGGCCGAUCGCUGAGAACGAGGCCAGCAAGACGCUGCGCCUGCGUGGCCUCAUCGUGUUCUGCUGGCUGCUGGCCUUCGUCAUCGGGCUGCUCCCACUGCUGGGAUGGAACUGCCUCUGUGAUUUCAGCUCCUGCUCCAUUCUCCUGCCCCUCUACUCCAAGAACUACAUCCUCUUCUCUGUGGUCAUGUUCAGCAUCAUCCUGCUGGGCAUCAUCGGCCUCUACAUCUCCAUCUUCCAGCUGGUCCAGGCCAGCUCGAAGCAAACCACCUCUCGGCACAGCCGCAAGCGCUCGCUCCGUCUGCUCAAGACGGUGUUGAUGAUCCUGGGCGCCUUCAUCAUCUGCUGGAGCCCCCUCUUUGCCCUGAUGCUCUUCGAUGUGUUCUGUGAGACGCACUCCUGCAGGCUGCUGCACAGCCUGGACUGGACCUUGGCUCUGGCCAUGCUCAACUCGGGCAUAAACCCCAUCAUUUACUCACUGCGGAGCGUGGAGGUGCGCCGCGCCGUGUGCAGCCUGCUGUGCUGCUGCUGCGUCAGGAUCGGGCUCUGCAAGCCUGGGAACUGCCUGGUCAUCGCUGACAUCAACUCGGGUUCAUCCACCGAGAGCUCCCUGCGCUACCGGGAGAGCUUCCGCAGCCCCAUAGCCCCGAUCCCACGGCCCAGAGCACCUCUCUCCAGCAACUCCAGCAUGAUGAGCAAUCUGCCCAGUCUCUGAGAGGCCAAAAGCGGCCCAGAGAUCCCGCCAGGACCUCAGGGUGCUGGGUGCGGCCUGUCAGAACUGUGUCAGAUGCUGUUCCACCCCCGCUACUGACUGUGGCCAGGCUUUGAGCAGGAGGUGGCAUAGAAACGUGCUCCUGGAGGGCAGUGAGGGAUACGGGCACAGGCUGGGAUAGAAGCUCUGCUCAGAUGGAUGCUGUGCUGGGGUAGGAGUGGGUGCUGCUCCAUGUGUGCACGUAUACAGGUGCUCUGGUGAGGGCAUUUAGCCCCACUGUGUCCCAUGGCACAGAGAUGACACUCCCCAUUUGGACUUGUAGGGGUUAUCAGCAGCAGCAGAGAUGAGAACUGAGGGUUGCAGGAAGCUGUACUAUCAGCAGCCACAUCUGCACCCAGGGCUCAGCGCCGCAGCCCCGGCCUGCGGGACAAAGCAGCAGGAGGGCUGCCGAGGUGCUGCAAGACCCCGGGCAGGAGCGGGGCGCUGAGAUACAGACACGGGAAGGGCGGUCCCAGGGGCGAGCAGAGCGCUGUGCCGUGAGAGCUGUGCAGGACAAUGCUCCUGGAAAGGGGCCUUCUGCAGAGCGAUGUAAUGAAGGAGAACAGCAUCCAACCACCCCCCAUCGCCGCGCGGGAAGCCAAGGCCAGCCAGGCCCUGCGGAGAAGCUUAAAACCUUACAAUAAAA
Messenger RNA from Meleagris gallopavo (turkey), 2253 nucleotides. Lineage: Eukaryota; Metazoa; Chordata; Aves; Galliformes; Phasianidae. The record is from RefSeq and is a predicted model, not a curated record.